AAGUAGCUAAAGCCUUGGUGAGUGCGUACACUACCGGAUAUUAUAGUUAAGAACACAAUUUUGUGUAAUGGUGUGCGUUAUUCAGAGGCAAACAUAACGUGUUGUACCUCCAUGAUACUACGUCACAUUCAAGGAUACUAACACAAGUUUGGUGACACAAUGGCCGAAUAUACAGCAGUAUCAUUAGAAGACAGUGAUAAUCUGAAGCCAUCAACUAUUCUGCAUUUAGCGGCCAAGAAUGGACAGCUAGAAACACUUGAUAGUCGCUUAAAUAAUGGUGCUAAUUGCAAUAUAAAAGACAACACUGGACAAUCUGCAUUACAUUAUGCUGCCUUGAAUGGUCAUUAUAACUGCUGUGAGCGUCUUCUUCAAUGCCCUAGUUUGAAAGUGAAUGCUGUAAAUAUUAAAGGAAUGAGCCCCUUGCAUCUUGCUGCUCUAAAAGAUCAUUAUGAAAUAAUUAAACUUUUGAAGAAACAUGAUGCACAAGUUAACCUGAAAGACAAACAAGAUCAUUUACCACUUCAUUUUGCAGCCAUGAAGGGUUUUCAUGAGUCUUGUGAAGCUCUUUUAUCUGUCAGUGAUGAUGGAUGUAAUGCACGAGAUAGCAGUGGACAUUCUCCAUUACACUAUGCUGUCUCUGCUGGCAGUGAUGAAUGCUGUCGACAGUUUCUGCAGUGUUCUAAUGUGAAUGUGAAUAUUAAAAGUAAUUCAGAUGACACUCCCCUUCACUACGCAGCAAAAGCGGGACAUCAAAAUAUAUGCAAUAUGCUGAUUAAAGCUGAAAAUAUUAAAGUGAAUGCUAAAAAUAUACAUGAAAUGACUCCCUUGCAUCUUGCUGCUCAGGAAAAUCAUGAUGCAGUAAUAAAGCUUUUGGUGGAAAAUGGUGCACAAGUUAACUUGAAGGACAAAAAGAGUCAAAUACCACUUCAUCUUGCAGCCAAGAAAGGAUUUCUUAAGUCUUGUGAAGCUCUUUUGACUGAUGUCAGUGAUGCCGGACACAAGGCACAAGAUUUGAGUGGAAAUUCUCCAUUACACUACGUUGCCACUGGUGGCCAUGGUGACUGCUGUCAACGUCUUCUCCAGUGUCUUGAUGUGGAUGUGAAUAUAAAAAAUAAUUCAGAUGUCACCCCCCUUCACUAUGCAGCAAAGAUGGGACAUCAAAACAUAUGCAUAAUAUUGCUUCAAAAUCAAAAUAUUGACGUAAAUGCUAUAAAUGAAGAAGAAAUGAGUGCCCUGCAUCUUGCUGCUGAGGAAGGUUAUGAUGAAAUAAUAAAUCUCUUGGUGCAAAAUUCAGCGGACGUUAACCUACAAGACAAAAAGUCUCAUAUACCAUUACAUUAUGCAGCCAAGAAAGGUUAUAUAGAUUCUUGUCGUGCUCUGUUGUCUCAUGAUAGGAACAAACAGUUAAACGCUACACUAGAACACGGAAAAACUCCUCUCAUGCUAGCUGUUAUAGAGGGUCAAUACAGCUGCUGUGCUGAAUUGAAAAAUGCGGAUAUAAAUAUAAAAGACCAUAAGGAAAACACUGCUUUGCAUUAUGCUGUUACUAGAGGGUUUAAAAAAACUGUCGAGCAGCUUCUAAGAAUGGGGGCACAUCCAAAUAUAGAGAAUAAAAAAGGAACGACCCCAGUUCUUGCAGCAGCUGGUAAAGCAUUGUCUGAUUGCUUAGUUUGUCUUGUAAAUUCUAGUGUUGUAGCUCAAGAAGAAAGAGCUGAUCUAAAUGUUGUGGAUAAGAGUAAUAAAAAUAUUCUUCACUAUGCAGCUGAAAGAAAUGCGAAGGACUGCCUUAAAUUUUUGUUUUCUCUACCUAAUUUUAAAACAGAUCUUGAUGGUGAAGAUGAAGAUGGUAAUACUCCACUUCACAUUGCUAUAACACGAGGGUCUGUGGAAUGUGCCCAUAUAUUACUUAAAAAUGGCGCAUCACCAGUGAAACAGGACCUGGGAGGAAUGACACCUCUUCACCUGGCUGCUGACAAAGGUUAUACAAGUAUAUGUGAGAUACUCCUUAUAAAUGAUGAUGUACAAGUUAGUCAGGGAAAUUCUAAAAAGGAAACACCACUUCACCUUGCCGCUCGUUGUGGAUCACUAGAGCUGUGUCAAAACCUUCUACAAAAUGGAGCCCUUUUAUCAGCAACUGAUAAAAAUGGUCAAACAGCACUCCACUUUGCAGCAAUUAAAGGAAAUGCCAAUGUAGUUAAAUUUCUAACUGAAAAAGGCAUGCCUAGAUGGAUUAAAGAUAAUUCUGGUUCCACUGCUAUGCACCUUGCGGCAUCUGUGGGAUCACUAGAAUGUUGCCAGUUGUUAGUUGUCAGUGAUAAAAAUAGUUUUUUUAUUGCAGACAAGAAUGGAAGAUUGCCUUUAGACAGAGCUUUUGAACAUAAGCAUGACGAUGUAUUUAAAUUUCUUCUUCUACGGCUGCCUUACAGAAAUAUCCAAGAAAGAAAAACUCGUAUACUUGACUACACUUAUGAAGGACUGAAGACCAACAGACCAGCUGUUGUUGAAGCCAUUAUUGAAAGCUCGUGGUGGCUCUCUGGAUUUACUGGACUAAAUGGGCACAAGUGUGAGAAUUUUAAAGAACUUGUGAAGCGCCAUCCAGACCUCGCACUGAAGCUGCAAGAUAAGUGCAUCAAACACUCACACUCUGAAGUGACAUAUUACUUUAGAUUUCUUGAAGACAACUACUACAUUCCACCAGUCUCAGGCAAAAUAGCCCAGAGUCCCUUUGAUAAAGAAAGUGGGAAGUUGAGUGAAGAUGCGGUACAGUUUAUCCAAGAUCGACUUGAAUGGAAAAAAGUGUCAUCCUGUGAAUCUAAUGGUGGAACAACAACCUUCUUCAGCUGCUCCAACACUCUUUAACAAAAGCAUGGCUCCGGUACAAAUGGAAAUCAUUCGUAUCUGUCAUCUUCCUUUUCCUGCUCGUACUGGAGUUAUUUUUUGUUAUCUCUCUGACUGUCUUCAUGGAAAGUACUAGGUAAGUAAUAUCAUAUGUAUGAUUCAUUUUAUCUUAUAUUUUGUGUUAGUUCCUCGUAGUGCUGUGGUUACCUCGUUUUCAGCUCAUAUACGAUGUAAGAUACUUGGAAAGUCUCCUAACACUUGCUGCCCCUGUUACCUAGCAGUUAAUAGAUACUUGAUCAUAAGACAACUGGGCAUAAGAGGGACAAAAUACCGACAUAUUGCAAAACCAAGACCCAGAGGAAAUUUUUUUUAUUUUUUAUUUAAAAAACCAGUAUACAUACAAUUUACAUACAAUAAGAACAUACAUCAGCGAUUAACAAUCAGGUUAUAUAAAGGAAAAACACAAUCAAAACUUUCACAUCAAAAGAGUAUUAGACCAAUACCCUGAACUAACCUUCACCACUCACCGCUUAUAUACAACUCAAAAACCCCAAAAUUAAAACUGAUCAAAACACUGCAAUGUCCAAAACUAGUUAUCCAGUACGUUACUGGAAAUGCAAAUAAUAACAUAAGUGAUAAUAUAAAUGAUAAACAAAUAUAUGGAAAACCCUGAAAAAAAAGAAUACAAAUAAUUUACCUACAACUGUAUCAUAAUCAUCGUAUAACAAUCAGUUGUAUGUAUAUUUUUUUUCCUUUUUUUUAUAUAUAUUUUAUGUAAAAACUUCAUGUGACAAAAGAAAAGGUACAGAAAAUCAUAAUUAAUGAGUAACACAAAAGUUUUCAGUUUACAGUCCAAGAGGUAGGUACAUAUUUAUGACAUGGAAUCAAGUGUAAUUAUUAUUAUAAUCAAGAGGAAGCGCUAAACCAAAAGGGAAUCAGUUGUAAGUUCCUAACUACCAUGUACAAUCAGUAUUAACACCCAUAUGCUUAUGGGCCAUAAGGUUGAAUGUGGGAUUACUUCGACUUACCCCCCCUGUCGAAAUACUGUUCCCCUUCACACCAUACACAUGUUACCUAUCAUCAAAUCCAUUGAAAACUUUAAAUAGGAGUCUAGAGAUAACUACUUAACACGAUAAAAUCGUAAGUAGUUGAAACAUUUUGUCAUCCUUCAGAAAAUUAACGACAAACCCCAUGGGGUGGUCGUUUCACAAAAAGGAGACCCAAAAACAAUAUUUCUCUUGCACACCAAUUAGGAUGCUUAAAAUUAACCCCUAAAAAGACAAAUAAAACACUAUACUAAUGAUGCUGACAUCAGCACGACGAUUGUGUGCUACAUGUCAUGAACAAUACCUACGAUAACACUUGGGAAAGAUCCACAUAGACUUCGCUACGUCACCAAAAAAAACAUUAGCAAAAAAAUACAAACUCGGCCAUAGACGGGAACUGGUCCAGUUUCACAAAUGGA
Messenger RNA from Cherax quadricarinatus, 4303 nucleotides. The record is from RefSeq and is a predicted model, not a curated record. Lineage: Eukaryota; Metazoa; Arthropoda; Malacostraca; Decapoda; Parastacidae.